AUGGAAGGCCGAGGCUUAACCCUACGAAGCAAGUCCCGUCGCCAAAGGCCUCAAAUCAGUGCUCCGAAACCCAUCUCCGGCCCCUUACCCCCCAACACCCGAGCCCCCGAUGCACCUCAAGGUUCCAUCCCCGUUGGUCGCGAGCGAGCUCCCCAGAGCGAGGCCACCUCCGAUCUCGUGAAGCGCCGAUACUCAACUCGGUUCAAUGCAGUCCCAGACUUUGGUGCGAGUGUGCCUCCAGUACCCGCUCUGCCUACGCAAGCUCCCGGUGGAUAUGGAGGGCUGGAAGCUCCAGCAGCAGUUCCAAGGCAACCAUCGCCGGCGGAUGGCGCGCCCAAGGUGGAUUUGAACGCAUUGCGAGAUCCUAGUCUACCAGUGGAGCGAUAUGUCGCCAACUUGCUCGCCAAUGCAUCCGAGGAAGAGAUCCAGAAGUACCAGGAAAGCUUACGCAAAGUGAAAAACCGAACCUCGACCGAUCUGCAACAGAAUGUCUACCAGAAUCGCACCCAAUUCAUCAAGAUCAGUAAAGAGGCGGAGAAGCUCAAGGACGAAAUGCGGACACUUCGCACGCUCAUGUCCGAGCUCACCACUGCCCUCGGACAGACCACGGUGGCCAACACGCCGAACCCCAUGUCGCCCACAGAUGAUCAGUUCCCCAAACGCAAUGCGAACCGCAGCUCGGUCGCCAACUUGGAAAGCAUGUGGAGUGUCCAAUUGCAAACAUUGUGGAAGACGGUGGAAGGAUCCCAGAAGUUCUUGCCGGCAGUGCCCGGACGGCAUAUUGUGCUGGAAACAGGCAAUUGGGCUGAGCUGGACUCGGCCACCUGGAAGCCCAAGAGACCAGUGCAUAUUGUUUUGUUAAAUGAUCACCUGCUGGUAGCUGCCAAGAAGCGCAAACGAGUGGAUCAGAGCCAAACCAACCAACGCGGUCCAGUUCCCACCAAGCUCGUCGCGGAAGAGUGCUGGCCACUGCAGGACAUCGACAUGAUCGAUCUGGCGGCGAACCUGGGCACGGGUGCCGCUCGCGAAGAGGCACUGGAUCGUGGUAUUGCGAAUGCGAUCAGCAUCCGGGUGGGAUCCAAGCCGUUUACUUAUCGACAAGACAAACGCGACACAUCCACAAAGAAUGAACUGCUUGCCACGUUCCGUAAGACCGUGGAAGAUCUACGACGAAACUUGCGAACCGAAACCGAGGCUGCAAGCAAGCCCUUGGAGGCAUAUGGAUACCUCGCCGGGCGACAUCUGUCGUACUCGCAAAAGGCAGAAGCAUUUGAUCUUGUAGAUAGCCCGCGCGAUAAAUCUGACUUGCGUAUUGAUGUCGAUGGCAAACAGCAGAACCUCCGCUGGGUGGAGGGACAGGUCGACGAGUUGGACAUUGACAUCGCCUUGCAACACUUUGAAGCGGCCGUUUCCAGUAUUGAGCGAUUGCGAAAACUUGCAAAGGGGCUCAAAGGAAAUGCAAUUGCUCAAGAGGUCAUUAAUGUCAAGGUCGAUGGACGGGCGACGCGGCUGGCUGGCAUGCUUUCGCGAUCGUUGGUGGAUACGCACUCGUUCCCGGGAGCGACCAAGACCAACGUGAAUUGGCUCAGCCGCCUGGGAUUCGAGGAUCAAGCGCGGGAGACUUAUCUGAAGGCACGGUCUGAUGUGAUUUCGCAACGUAUCCGGGCCUGUGUCUUCGAGGGUGACCUCCCACUCUACAUCUUCCAAAUCUCCUUCGUCUACUUCUCCUUGAUCAAAAACACCAUCAGCAUCUACCAGCAAUGCUUCCCCAGCGUCAUGACCAGUUCCUGCAUCCGAUGGGCAAAGACACACCUCGACGGAUUCAACGCCCUACUUCGCCGCCAGCUCAGCAGCGUGCAGCGGGGCACUUCCGUCUGGCACAGAUGUCUUGACAUCGUGCAUGAGCAUGCUGCCCUAUUGACCGAGGUUGGGGUCGAUUUCACCGACCUUGUGGCUCGGGGGCUGGAAGAUCACAGCGAGGAUGGACUGCGAACUGUUCAACCGGGUCAAUUAGCUGCGGCUCAGCCUCCUGUGAUUUAG
Molecule: messenger RNA, 2040 nt
Organism: Penicillium daleae
Lineage: Eukaryota; Fungi; Ascomycota; Eurotiomycetes; Eurotiales; Aspergillaceae
Product: exocyst subunit EXO84
Exons: 3
Coding region: 1-2040 (679 amino acids)
Biological process (GO): intracellular protein localization; Golgi to plasma membrane transport; exocytosis
Cellular component (GO): exocyst
Source: RefSeq, a predicted model, not a curated record